AUGGUUUCUACAUUUUCUGCUAUCAUGCUUUCUCUUGUUCUAUUGUUCUCUAUUCAAUCUCUAUGUUCAUCAGCUCUUGAAGCAGCAGCGCCCUCCAUACCGCCUCCUCCAGAGAAAGUUUCUCUAUCCCUCUAUUACGAAACGUUAUGUCCUGGCUGUACAGAUUUCAUAAUCAAAGAUCUCCCUAAGAUCUUCUAUAAGGGACUUAUUGACAUAGUCGAUCUCAAUCCCGUUCCAUAUGGGAAUGCCUUUCUUGACCAAAACAACAAUAUCAUCUGUCAGGACGGGCCGAAAGAGUGUUUUUUGAAUACAGUGGAAGCGUGUGCAAUUCAUGUCUGGCCGGUUCUGAAAGAACACUUCAGAUUCAUUUACUGUUUGGAGGACUACAUUUCCAAGGGAGAGUCAAGUGGGUGGGGUUCUUGUUUAAGAAGAAUGCCGUUACAAGGGAAACCCAUUAGGCCGGUUCCUAUGGGGGUUGGCUAA
Messenger RNA from Papaver somniferum (opium poppy), 483 nucleotides. RefSeq names its product gamma-interferon-responsive lysosomal thiol protein-like. The transcript is spliced from 3 exons. Gene Ontology annotation, molecular function: oxidoreductase activity, acting on a sulfur group of donors, disulfide as acceptor. The record is from RefSeq and is a predicted model, not a curated record. Bases 1 to 483 code for a protein of 160 amino acids. NCBI's taxonomy places the organism in Eukaryota, Viridiplantae, Streptophyta, Magnoliopsida, Ranunculales, Papaveraceae.